AUCUCCGGCCUGCUCCGUCUUUUAACUAGAUUCGCCUCCCAUUCCAUCCAUCUUAAACCCCUUCCUACGCUCUAUCAUCAUCUGCCAUCUAUAUCUGUUGUGUUGGUGCUAUACAUUCGGUGUUAUGAUUCUCUACGCCUGGUUCUCCACUUGGUUCAACUGAUGCGCAAAACUCUUUCUUGACAGGGGCCGCUUCAACCAACCGCUGACCAUCUGAACGCCCUCGCGGAAGCAAACGAAAGGAACUUUUGACCCCGUUCGCUUCUUUAUCCCCGGUUCUGGUGUUGAAACACUCAAGUCGGCCGGAUGCCAUACACUGCGCCGCUGAAGUCGACGCUUUCCGCGCAGCACAUUGAAUACUCCGACCCUAUCUCCCAAUCCUGUCCCAGCUCGCCCACGCUGGCUGGCCCCCAAGAAGGACGCCCGCAUCUUUCCCGUUUCUACAACUCGACGUCGUAUCUCCGCAAGCAUCGGAGAAGCUCGUCCAACAGCAAGAACUCGAUUGACAAACCCUUCAAAGUCCAUCAUGCAUUUGACCCCCAUGGCAGUGUUCGACAGUCCCCUCCUCCCGUAAGUGAGGCCCUCAUGCCCCCCGGAGCGAUCAUCUCUCCGCCGGAGUCCGCUCCCAAUUCCAGCGACGAGGAGGCUCCGUAUAAGCAUCGAGAUGGUCCUCGAUUGGAGGAACUAGAGGCCGCGGUGAGGUCCAUUGAGCAACGAAGAGUUUCUUCUCCCGAGCGCCAACCGAACGAGAUGCCUUCCUCUAGUGUGACUCCCACACUCAAUGCUCCCAAGCCACCUACGCGCCCACCUCUAUCCAAGGAAGCUCGCAAGAUUUCCCACUCGCGGUCAUUCACGGAGAAUGCUAUCGCACAUCGCCAAGAAGAGUCCGCACUAACAAGCUCGCCUGAGGAGAGCGAUCGUGAUGAUGAACCACAACCCAAACACCCAAUGGUGCGGAAGAAGUCGGGGGAGCUUGUGAGACCCGCUCUACGGCCAGCUUCGGCUCGGAGGCGCCCUUCAAGCAUGCCAGGAACUCCAACUUAUUCCAAGGCGGUUCAUUUCGACUCUCAGCUUGAACAUAUCCGUCACUUCUUGCAAUUGGACAAACCACAGGCGGUUAGCACUGGCACCUCGCCCGUCGAAGAUUUCGAGGCGCAAAGGGAAUUCCCGUUCAAAAAGGAAGGCUCUUCCGAUGGAUCAUCGUUAGAAUGGGGAUUGCAUCUUACCAAUUUCCCUAAAGACACUGCCGCCAGGUCGCAGCAGCGAGUUCGCCUGGAGCGACUGUCUCUCUCAUCCGACAAGAGCACCCUAAUUGGCGUGGUUGCGGCGGCAAAUCUAGCAUUCGAAAAGCAUGUCGCCUCUCGUUUCACUUUUGAUCAUUGGAAGACAGUCUCGGAGGUCCAUGCGGAGUAUGAUCAGGGUGCAAACCGCAACCAAAAGUACGAUGGAUUUGAUCGAUUCUCAUUCAGCAUCAAGUUGAACGAUCAGGCCAAUCUGGAAAGGAAGACCAUGUUUAUCUGCAUCCGCUACAGUGUCAAGGGCUGCGAGUACUGGGACAAUAACCAGUCCAGGAAUUUCCAGGUGAAUUUCCUUAAAAUCCCCAAAGCGAAACCUUCACCCCCCAGCCCCCAGCCGGCACCGACCGUGGCAUCACGCCCAACUCUUCCACGGAGCAGGACUUUUACCCACUCCGGCGUCCGCCCUCAGUCGGUGCCCUCGGCCUUUGAUGACUUCUCAAGCUUGAAUGAUUCCCUGUCCUUCGGUCGGCCUUCGAAGGAAUCUAAGAGCGUGACAUUGUGCGAAGAUCCUUCCCACGACCUUGAGGCCCCGCCUCCUAUCCGCCGGGAAAAGCAGUCUCACCAGAUGUUUGGUAACCGCUAUGACUUCGAGGCAUCCUUGUCCGCGGUCAUGCGGACCAAGCCCGAGCUCGAUCGGACAACCUUGACUGCUCGAGCGAAGUCUGGGCGAUCUGCAACUCACGGCGAGAAACAAUAUCAGCCCAAGGGGAGAGGCGCUGAUAGUCAGAAAGACAUGUCAGUUGGCGAGAAGAAACCCCAAUCAGGGCAUAGAGAAGAAUCUAAACCUUCUACCCUAGCUUUCGGCAAACCGCACCGCGAGUCAUCGACCUAUAAGGAACUUGUCGAUAGAUACUGUUUCUUUGGGUCUUCAAACUCCAAUGAUUCCGGGCCUUCGGGGUCCGAAAACGACGAGCCCGGCGCCCGGAAGGAUUCAACCGAUUCUUCCAAUCCACCAUCACCGAAAUCCUCCCCGCUUCCGUCACCUCUCAUGGAUGUGACGAAGAUCAGCGGCCGGAGUUCCUCCUCUUCUCCCAAACCAUUUGCCUACAACCACCAUCAACCGGUCCAGAACCGAUUUCUUCAGGAAACACAUACACCGACAGCCAUUCGAGGAUAAGCAUCGUGUGUCUUGCACAAUUCGAUCUUGUCUUGCUCGAUAUCGAUUCAAUUCAUAUGAAUCGACUUACCAGCAUUGCUUGUGCCGUGCAGCGUUUUGUUGUAAAACGCAACC
Molecule: messenger RNA, 2529 nt
Organism: Aspergillus steynii IBT 23096
Lineage: Eukaryota; Fungi; Ascomycota; Eurotiomycetes; Eurotiales; Aspergillaceae
Product: protein phosphatase regulator GAC1
Exons: 2
Coding region: 307-2415 (702 amino acids)
Biological process (GO): regulation of glycogen biosynthetic process
Cellular component (GO): protein phosphatase type 1 complex
Molecular function (GO): glycogen binding; protein phosphatase 1 binding
Source: RefSeq, a predicted model, not a curated record